ACGUGACUUAUAAGACGUGAAUCAGUGUGUUACCGGUGUGGGCUUUUAAAACGAUAAACAUCUAAUUUCUGUUAUCCCCUUCCUCCCAAAACCCUAAACAGUCGACAGCCCCCCCAAUCAAGGGAUAAUCAGAUUAAAGUUUGAUGUGAUGAAGAGGGCAAUGCCUUGGAACGAUGAUGAGGAAAAUGAUUCAUCAUCUUCUGAUGAAUCAUCAUCUUCAAAUUCAGACUCUGAAGCUGAAGAUGGACCUCCCAACACCAAGUCUAAGAAAUCAUCUCAAUCUGCAAAGCCUGGGAAACAAAAGAGUGCUGCUUUGCAUUUUGAAGCAUUGAAGCGGCAUGGCUAUAAGGGAGGGCUAUCUGUCCUAAAUGUGCCUCCUCCAAAAGAGAAGCCAGACUGGUCUUGGUCUAAUGGCAAAGAAGGUCGUGAAACCAGGGAGGUUAAAGAAUCUUUUGAAGACAGACAGAAAACAAGAGCUGCAAUAUUGGAUGCAGAGGAGCUGGCUAAUGUACAAACUCGAAAAGAGAAGCAGAAUGUUUCUUUUUCACAGAAGGAGAAGCGGAAAAGAGAACUUGGUCAAGCUAGUAGGGGGAAGAAUUAUGUUGAAGAAGAGAAGAGGUUGCUAAGGGACCGUGGCAUCUAUUCUGGUUUUGAUACUUGAUCUGUGGUGGUGCGGGUAGGCAUGAAGUUUCUCAUCUUGUGUGCGAUGUAGAAGACUUGUAAUAUACAUGAGCUUUUUUCAUUCUGUAUGGGAUCUAGAAGACUUACUAUAUGGAACCUCUCUGAUGUUAAGACAUUCGGUUGUAAAAUCUAUUUGGUAGUUUUUGAGAAAAGCAGGUUCCAUAUUUGUUGUAUCCUAACGAUGCUUAAUGAUCUUACAGGACAUUUAUAAAGUCACUGAAAUUAACAGCAUGUGUGGUUGGUAUUUGAAUUUAA
Messenger RNA from Theobroma cacao (cacao), 936 nucleotides. RefSeq lists its product as uncharacterized. Lineage: Eukaryota; Viridiplantae; Streptophyta; Magnoliopsida; Malvales; Malvaceae. The record is from RefSeq and is a predicted model, not a curated record.